ACUGUCGCGACUACAAAAAUAGUAUACGAUAUUCAUUCCCUAGAACCUACAUUCGCGUCUUCAGUCUUCACAAUGAGCGGCCCCGUCCAUAUCGCAUCUGAUGGCGAGUGGGAGUCACUGCUCUCCGGCACCAGCGUGGUUGUCGCAGACUUCUACGCCGACUGGUGCGGACCAUGCAAGAUGAUCGCGCCGCACUUUGAGCGCCUCGCCAAGGAGCACUCGUCGCCGAAAAAGGUCGCCUUCGCAAAGGUCAACGUCGACAACCAAGCCAACAUUGCCCGCACCAACGGCGUCACCGCCAUGCCCACCUUCAAGAUCUUCCACAACGGCACAGCCAUCGAGACCAUCCGGGGCGCCAACCCGUCGGCCCUGACCGAGGCCGUCAACAAGGCCGUUUCGCUCAGCGGCAGCAGUGGCAAGAAGGCCGAGGCCGUAUUCAAGACCCCCGGCAGGACCCUCGGCGGCGGUGCAGCUGCUCAGGGCCAGGGCCGCCCUUGGAACGUGUCUGGGCUGUUAAACAUCGUCAUGAUGCUCGUCGGACUGUACUUGACGUCUUUAUUUUCGAUUGAUGCUUUCAAGGCUGCGGAACAGUCCAUGUUUAACCCAAACAGACAGCCAGCGCCGCAGCCGAAGCCAACGGCGGCCAAAGGGCCUGUGCCCGCAGGCAGCGCCCGCGUGCAGCAGCAACAGCAAAAGCCAGCGUUUAGGACCCUAGCCGAUUUCUCUAGUAUUGCUUUUCAGGAAUCCCAUGAUGCAUCAAGGGGCCAAUCCCUAGAGGAUAUCGAAAAGGUUGUUCGAGAAGCAAAGCAGCGCUUUCGAGACACACUUCCAAAGGGCUAUCUCAACGAAGAAGAGUAUGCUCUUUAUGAACGGCUUUAUGGUCCACCACUUCGAGAGACUGCACCAGAAGAUGUCGGCAUUCCAACUCACGCUGACAUGGGAGGUCAAGUCCCACGACCGACUGAUGAGGGGACAUUACUGCGACAGUCCGAAGAGGGAGGUUUUGAGGAAGUGACUUACAGAAUUCCCCCACGACAGGGCGACGAGCAAGAGCUAGAGUCUGAGUUUGAACAGCCCUUGGAGUCUGAAUCUGCGGUGGAAACGGUUCAAGAGCCUUCAGAUUAUGUUGACGCUGUUGCCAGAAAUCCAAGGGAGCGUGAAGCGCUGCAAAGGCUCAUGCAAGAUUUCAAAACGGCGCAACAGAAGCAGCUGGAGGAUGAAGUUGCAGCUGCGAGAGAAGAAGCCGAGGCCGAGCAGGAGGCAUAUGAAGUGGAGGAAGAAGAGUUAUUCCCAGAAUCAGAAGAGAUUGCUGCCGAUGCAGAGCCGGAAAUGGGCCUUGGCGAGUCACGGCGAUUCCACCCUUAUACCUUGGACGGCAGAUUUCAUGCAAGUCCCGUCGAAAUCUCGCUGCCCCAAAGCGCUCUUGUUACACCCAUACGUGAUCUCCUGGACCGGACUCAUUUAGGCCAUGUCAAGACUGCCGCCGAAGCAGCUUUUGGUGGGCAAGGCCUGCCGACGUCUCCAUUCACGCCGGAAGGGAGGAAAAACGGGCAAAUGGGCGGAGUCGGCCUGCCUCCCGAUCAGCGACACAUGACGGAGAUUGAGGCAGAUGCGUUUCUAGCCGGAUAUUUACCUCCUUCGUAUGCUUCUGUGGUGUCAGUCUUGCGGGAGGUACGAAGACGACUGGGCAGUGACUGGAUCAGGCAACGCCUUCAAAAGGACGGCUCUGCAGGACUGAGCGUUCUGGACGCCGGCGCUGGCGGUGCUGGUUUAGUUGCUUGGGAUCAAGUCCUCCAGGCAGAGUGGGAUUUGUUGAGAGAGCAGGGCGUGGUGAAGGGCUCACAGCCUCCCGGGAGGAAAACCGUCAUCACCGGAUCGGAUCGACUACGGCAUCGAUUGAAGAGUUUCCUGCACAACACUACGUUUUUGCCCCGGUUGCCAGAUUACGAACACUCGGGAGAAAUGCAAGGUGAGCGUCUGGAUGCCGGUGAUACGCCACAGGCACGAAAAAGCUAUGAUCUCAUCAUCGCUUCGCAUCUGUUUCUCAAAGAGAAGCAGGACCAUUACCGCCAGGCCGUCUUGAAUAACCUCUGGACGCUACUUAACAAGGACGGCGGUGUGCUUAUUGUAAUUGAAAAAGCACAUCCCCGUGGGUUUGAAGCAGUCGCCCACGUGAGGGAUACGCUUCUGAAACAAUUCAUUUUGCCUCAGAAUGGCGAGUCCAGUGCUCCAACUGAAGAAUUGAACCCGGCAUAUCAUAAAGAACGAGAGCCCGGCCACAUCAUCGCACCAUGCACAAACCACGGAACGUGUCCCAUGUAUAAGGAAGUGGGAAAGAGCAAGGGCCGUAAAGAUUACUGCUACUUCAACCAACGAUUCACACGGCCCGGAUUCUAUACCAAGAUGCUGGGCAACAGCACAAACAACCAGGGCGACGUGGAGUUUAGCUACGUGGCGAUUCAACGUGGCCGCUCAAAGGCAGACCAGCUCCCAGGAUGGAAAUCCACCGAGCAGGCCUUUGCAGGAUACGAAAACUCCCCCAACCCACCAGACAUGCAAACCCUCCCCCGGAUGGUGCUCCCACCGCUGAAGCGCAAAGGCCACGUCACGCUCGACGUAUGCACGCCCCAAGGCAAGAUUGAGCGAUGGACCGUCCCCAAGAGCUACAGCAAGCUCGCAUACCACGACGCGAGAAAAUCGCACUGGGGCGAUCUCUGGGCUCUGGGCGCCAAGACCAGGGUGACUCGCAGCGUCCGAGUCGGCAGCGGGGUAGACGACGGAGGCAAGCGAGCGGAAGGCGGCAAGAAGCCUCGCAAGGUCGAGAUCACAAUGGAUGGCGGGCGACUAUCUGCGAAUGAGAAGAAUGCGCGAAAGGAACGCAGGACCAAGGGCAAGCGGGAUCGACAGACUGAUUUGAUCAAGGAGAUUCUGGAGGCUGAGGAUAUUGAGGAGCUGGAGAUUGAGAGGGAGAUGGACGCGGAGGUGCAAGAGGAGUUUGAGUUGGAGGAUGAGAAGGGUAGAGGGAGGCGAUAAAUGUAAGUGAAUGGAUGUGAAAAUGUACCAUAUGAGUUGGAAAGUUGCAUGUACAAUAGUCUAAGAACUCUUUGCAGGGCUUAUGAGUUGUCU
Molecule: messenger RNA, 3126 nt
Organism: Trichoderma atroviride IMI 206040
Lineage: Eukaryota; Fungi; Ascomycota; Sordariomycetes; Hypocreales; Hypocreaceae
Cellular component (GO): cytosol
Molecular function (GO): protein-disulfide reductase activity
Source: RefSeq, a predicted model, not a curated record